UGUCAUUGUACUCCUCCACGUUCCACCCCUGCGUUAGCAAGCCCAACCUCCGAAAAAACGCUCGCAUAGCUGCUAUGAGUGAGGUCGUCAACGUCGUCGUCGCCUUCGCUGUCCUCGUUUUUGUUUUCAAGUGGGCAACAUCGGGCGGCGACUCCUCGGGAAAUAGGUCUGCGGUGUCCGCGCUUGGAUUCAGACCGAAGAAUGUCACACAACAAAUGGUAGACCAAGUACACUCCAUGUUCCCUGAUAUUCCACCAGACAACAUCCGCUAUGACCUCCUGAGAACAGGCAGUAUCGAAGUGACCACAAACAAGAUACUUGAGAGGGGAUACCUUGAAGCGCCCCCAGCAGCGUACUACAACAUCUACCCUCGGGCAGAAACGCCGGCAGCACCCGCCGCUCCGGCAUCAGCCCGGGGCAAUACCUCUGCCUCGUCAUCAUCCGUACUGCCGAAGGCCUCGGAGUCCCUCAUCUCUCGAUACAACCUUCAGAGUAGGGUCGACAGCUUCGUGUCAGACGUGCCCGAGACACCUCAGAACGGAGCAAACGAUGGCAAGGCUGAGUGGCAGGACACAGCCCAGAAGCGGGAGGCGACCUUGCAGGAGCGGAAGGCGCAGAUGAUUCUGGCCGCCAGACAACGCAUGCUUGCUCAGCAGAAGGCUGCGAGCACAGGAGGGUCACCGUGAUUGGAUUCACAUGUAAUUGUCGUGAAAUGUCCACAAAACUACCAGGACCUUCGCCUCCCUUGAAUCAAUUUCGCUCCUCAUUCACAGGAUCUCGAGAUCAAGCUUCAUGUACAAGGCUCUCGUUGGCCUCCAUAUUGAUUCCAAGCAAGCCUCUAGAAACAGUUCGUUUUCGUGCCAGGUCCAUUGUCAGCGCUUGCUGUUGCUCGUUAGCUGCCUUUAGCUGCCCAUAGCCGUUUCGGUCAUCAGACGAGCCCGUGGGCCGGUCGGGUCAAUUUCCGUACAUUCUUAUGGAAUGUCGCCCGCCAUCUUAGCUUCGUCCCGAUGCUGAUUCCACUGCAAUUCCAC
Coniophora puteana RWD-64-598 SS2 is the source of this 1031-nucleotide messenger RNA. RefSeq lists its product as uncharacterized. The transcript has 6 exons. Gene Ontology annotation, molecular function: ubiquitin binding. NCBI's taxonomy places the organism in Eukaryota, Fungi, Basidiomycota, Agaricomycetes, Boletales, Coniophoraceae. The record is from RefSeq and is a predicted model, not a curated record. The coding region runs from base 75 to 686 and encodes 203 amino acids.